UACACUACAGUUUAACUCUGAUAGGUUUUAUCUCUACAGGGAAAAUAGCAAAUAUCAAACUGCAGCGGGGAAAAAAGAACGGUAUACAGUAUUUUUACAUCCAUGUUCCUUCUUGACUUUUUGACAGAGUGUAUGACUGCCACGCCCCCUUGCUGGUACGCCUACAACGUGACGUUGGACGAUUCCUUUAAUGGGCGUAGCGGAGGGACAACCCUUGUCAGGAGAACAGCUUUAACCUCGGCUCCCUACCUCGCUGUGGUGUUGUGCAGUAGUACAAGGUACAAGUUAUUCCUUGCUGCUAACUUAACAACGACAUUUUUAAACAUUGGAGACGGGAAUGGAUCAGGGGAGGAUCAUUGUGAACUCGUGGGCGGGUCUGAAUCCACAGCGGUAACUGCGGGAGAUUACGUUAACUCUCCAGCUGUUUCAGUUUACUAUCGGAGCUCGGCAGGAGAGGAGUUUUCCUUUGGAAACAUUGGUUAUGCAGAAACAGAAUACUAUUUCAAUUCCUAUUUAGAAUGUGGAGUAUCAAUUCCGGGAACUGACGCCGUGGUCUAGUCGGAUUUUAUUUGUUCUAUAAUUGACGCUGUGCGGAGUUUGGUUAAUUAACGUUGAUUGAUCCUCAUGAGAUGUCGUAGGUUUUUGUAAAAAUUUUAAGUUUAUUGAAUGAAACUUUGUAUAUGAUAGAAAUAUAUCUUCCAGAGGAAUUUUAUUCAUUGGAU
Molecule: messenger RNA, 722 nt
Organism: Ostrea edulis (European flat oyster)
Lineage: Eukaryota; Metazoa; Mollusca; Bivalvia; Ostreida; Ostreidae
Product: fibronectin type III domain-containing protein 1-like
Exons: 3
Coding region: 103-558 (151 amino acids)
Source: RefSeq, a predicted model, not a curated record